AGCAUGGAUACGGCCUCGGAUGGAAUGCGUCCUCGACUUCUUGGGUUGUCCAGCGGAAACCGAAGCCAAUGGUGACCUUUUGAUUUGGAUGGUGUCCGAGUUUAAAGAGGAGCUCUGAGGAAUUUUCGGAGGUAUGGCCCAUCCCCACGUGGACAUGAGCCAGAUUAUGGCUCCGCACCCGAAGCGCGCCGUCGCCUUGGCGCAGAUGAGGGAGGCGCUGACGGAACGGGGCUAUUUCUAUGCCAGCAACGUGGAUUGCCUCCCGCAGGAGUACAUCCAGAGCGUCUACGCCUACGCGGGGCAGCUGCACGCCUUGCCGGCGCAGGAGAAGCAGCGGUGUGCGCGGCCAAAGGGCACCUAUUCGGGCGCCGACGCAAGCGUGAAUGAGCUCGCCUAUGAAGUGGGGAGCACGGCGAGCGUGCGCGCCUUCGACUACAGCCGGGUACGCUUCCCCACCUCCGGCCACGUCUUCCCGGAGGCGACCUGCUCCGAGACUGGCCAAACCUUUGUGGAGCUUUUGGAUGAGCUCUACGAGCGCCAGGACCAGCUGGCAGUCUCGCUGAUGACGGCCUUUGAGGAGAUGUUUGCCUUAGCCCCUGGCACUUUCAGCAACUGCUUCUCCGGCGCAGGUCAGGACAUGGGCACCAUCCGGCUGCUGCACUACCCGGCCGCCGCCAGCGCCGAGGAGGCGAAACGGCGCCAGGAGGCCAGCUACGGCAUCAGCCCCCACACCGACUUCGAGGCCUUCACGCUGAUGCACCAGAACGCCGCGGGCCUGCAGUUUCUGGCGCCCGGGGGUGAGGAGUGGCUCGACGCCCCCGUCAAAAGCCAGGAGUUCGUCGUGAUCGUGGGGGACGUCUUGGAGCGGUUCACCAACGGCACGCUCAAAGCCACGCCCCACCGCGUGCUGCAGACCCCCUGGGAGCGUUACUCCAUCAUCCGCUUCAAUGCCAUGACGCCGGAGACGCUCAUCCAACCGCUGCCCCACUUCGUCUCGGCGUCGAAGCCGGCCAUGUACACGCCGGUGACCAUGCAGAAGCACAUGGACACCACGCUGUCCCGCUUGGAGCAGGGCCUCGGCAGCUGGGAGAAGGGCGCGCCUGGCCGCAGCCUCUCCGCCAGCUAUGUCUACGAUGAGCCCUGAAGCGAUCAGGGGCGAAAGGCCAGGGUUCCCACAUAUUUCCGCCUAAGAGGCGGCUAGAAAACCCCA
Messenger RNA from Effrenium voratum, 1210 nucleotides. NCBI's taxonomy places the organism in Eukaryota, Dinophyceae, Suessiales, Symbiodiniaceae. The record is from the annotation of a GenBank genome assembly.